AUGGCGUUCCCAGGUGCCAGCAGUCUGGCCAGGACUCUGCUCGUCCGGCUCAGCCGACCAGCCGUCCACCCGCCGCCCUUCUUCACCCCGACCCACCUCGCUCGCCGACACUCGCUCGCCACCUUCACCCCUUCGUACCGCCCUGCGACCCUCGUCCGGCCAUCCGAACCCUUCCUCGCCCUCCGCCACGCCUUCCGCCCGGCCAGCGCCGCUCCACCCUCGUCGCAGCGCACCUUCUCCUCGUCGGCUCUCCUCCGCGGCAUCCGCCCUUACUACGGCCGAGGAGGCGGUGGAAGCUCGUACGGUCGGCGCCGAGACCCCAGCUGGCGCGACAGGAUCGACGCGGUCCCCGGGCAAUAUCUCGUCUACGGCCUCAUCGCGGUCAACGUCGGCGUGUACGGCGCGUGGCAGUACGGCAACGAGCUCGCGCUCCGGUUCCGCGACGCCUCGUGGCUCAAGUUCCUCCAGCGCAACUUUACCGUCUCGUGGCAGAACAUCACGAGCGGCCGCGUGUGGACGCUCGUCACGUCGGCCUUCUCGCACGAGGGGACGGGCCACAUCCUCGUCAACAUGCUCUCGCUUUACUUCAUGGCGCCCGCCGUCAUGGCCAUCCUCGGCAACACUGCGUUCCUCGGCCUGUACCUCUUUGCCGGCGUCACCGCCUCGGCGUUCUCCCUCGUCGUCAACCACUUUGUGACCAAGAACCCGUUCUACGCCGCGCACGGCGCGAGCGGCGCAACGUACGGCGCCAUUUCCUUUUUCGCGUGCGCGUUCCCGCGCACGACGUUCCUCCUCUUCUUCGUCGUGCCCGUCCCGGCGUGGCUGUGCGUCUCGGGCAUUUUUGCGUGGGACGUGUACAACGGCUUGUGGAGGAGGGGCGGCAUGACCGACUCGGCGGGCCAUGUCGGCGGCGUUCUCGCCGGCGUGCUCUUCUUCCUGCGCAAGGCCGGUCGGAUGUAGCGCACGUCCCUCGCCUUCUCGCCCUCUCGCCUCCCCUGCCCUCCUCGCCACCAUCCCUCGCAUUCUCGACCACCUCGCACAAGUCGUGUCCCCUGUACCUCCUCGUCGCAGCACGUUCUCGUCCCUCGCCCUCUCCUUUGUCUCGUCCUCUGCUCUCCCCCUUCCUGCUCCCCCCUUGUUGUCGUCCUCGCACCUCUCCUCCUCUAGCCCCUCGCACAGCUAUACAGUCGAGCAUCAUGCACGACCCCGGUC
Molecule: messenger RNA, 1212 nt
Organism: Rhodotorula graminis WP1
Lineage: Eukaryota; Fungi; Basidiomycota; Microbotryomycetes; Sporidiobolales; Sporidiobolaceae
Exons: 5
Coding region: 1-960 (319 amino acids)
Cellular component (GO): membrane
Molecular function (GO): serine-type endopeptidase activity
Source: RefSeq, a predicted model, not a curated record